Messenger RNA from Heterobasidion irregulare TC 32-1, 952 nucleotides. RefSeq lists its product as uncharacterized. The coding region runs from base 148 to 582 and encodes 144 amino acids. The record is from RefSeq and is a predicted model, not a curated record. Lineage: Eukaryota; Fungi; Basidiomycota; Agaricomycetes; Russulales; Bondarzewiaceae. The transcript has 3 exons.
GAACUUUGAAACGACUUAGCUCUAAUUUACUAUAUCAAUUCAUGGUUAGGGCGAGGGGGUAAUUCAAAAAAAGUCCGGUGCAAACUCAUCAUAAAUUAGAGAUAAUUAUCUACGGUGUAGACAUAAUAGAGGGGGGUCGUUUCCCUGAUGACUGGGGAGGGAGGAAGAUACAAGUCGAGAAAGGGAUUAAUAGUACACGAAGGGUACAAGUGUCAAACAACGCGAAGCUACAACGAUCGAGGCGACGAAUCCACGGGACCAAGGCCCUCACCGUUGGCAAGAGCUAUUGGCUGCACCAAUCGAAAAACGGGAAGGGGACAAGACAAACGUGAACAACGACUCCACAGGGACAGAGCCAAGCUAGACAUUCAUCGGUCAAGGCAUCUAUCAUCCCCUCCAACCCUAAUGAGCGUAGAGAGCCGAGACGACGACGAAGGAACGAACGAAGCGUGUAGUGUCGCUGAAGACCUAGACAUCAAGAGUCUGAGGGCAGAUAACAGGCAGUCAAAACGAAGAGGAAACACAGCCAGGAAGGGAGAGGAUGUCACAGUCAGGGGGGAGAGGGAUGAGCCCGAGAGAUGAGAACAACCACAGAAACAAAAAGUAAGGGGAACAGUGGAAGGUAAGAAGGAGUGGGGGUGGGAGAGCAGAUAGCCGACAAGUGUAUUCGCGUUUAGAAGGUGAGACGGUUGAAGUCGGCGUGCGGAUACUUGAGUUUGAGUUGCUCGAUGGCCCACCAGGCGGGGGUGGCGUAGGUGACGUGAUUGCUCCCGCCUUUCGGCAUCCCAGAGUGAAGAACACCGACCAUAUGACCCUCUCCAUCGAAGAUGAGCGAGCCCGAGUCGCCCUUGGCGGAGAACGGGCCGGACUGCUUAUCGUAGUUAUAGAUAGCGAGUUCGAUGGACUCGACGCCAAAAUUAUCGCAAAGGUAGGCCUCCAGGCCGGCGUAGCG